AUGAGUGCGCCAGAUGCGUGUGUGCCGUAUGGGGACAUGAGCAACAGGGGCGAAACUGUCGAUUACGCAGGCAAAUUCUUCUACGGAUGGGUUGACGCGGAGCUGCUUGAUGGCGCUUCCAGCGAAAGUGAGGUCAUGGAUGAGGAAAUCAAACGCCAGAAAUCAUGCCACAGACUGUUAUUGGAGAGGGCACCAGUCAGCGACCUUCUCGCCCACGGAAUUGCGGUGCUGCUGAUGCCACUCCUCGGCCCGGCCUUGGCGCAGUUUCGGCCGUUGAAAGUGGUUGAUGCCGCAUUGGCGUGUCUGAUGUACAGUCUGGUGAGGACAGCGAGCUAUCUCAAGCAACUUGGUACUGUGCAUAGAGAUGUGACGCUGGACAACAUAGCGGUCGAUGAGAGCGGCCAGCCGUCUCUGGUCGACUUCGGUUUUGCCACCAGAAGGGGAGUGCUGUCGCUGUGCUCCAGGUGGAUUACAUCAGAGUACAUCAGUCCUGAAAGGGUAUGGUGUAUCGUCAGUGGCGAGACUCACCUGGUCGUGUCCGAGACGCUUGACAGUUGGGCUCUGGGCAUUACACUCUUUAGGCUGAUCUGCCACCCGCAUGGGCCAAUUCCAUACGACGUCGUCGAGGAUUUGGAUCCCGCCGUGGACAAAUACAGUCACCGAUUACUCCGCGCCCUCAAAUAA
Messenger RNA from Besnoitia besnoiti, 684 nucleotides. Its product is annotated as myosin-light-chain kinase. Gene Ontology annotation, cellular component: nucleus. The record is from RefSeq and is a predicted model, not a curated record. The transcript has 3 exons. Lineage: Eukaryota; Apicomplexa; Conoidasida; Eucoccidiorida; Sarcocystidae. Gene Ontology annotation, molecular function: protein serine/threonine kinase activity; ATP binding. The coding region runs from base 1 to 684 and encodes 227 amino acids. Gene Ontology annotation, biological process: mitotic DNA damage checkpoint signaling; protein phosphorylation.